This is a messenger RNA of Gadus morhua (Atlantic cod), 1748 nucleotides long. Its product is annotated as zinc-binding protein A33-like. The coding region runs from base 522 to 1748 and encodes 408 amino acids. Gene Ontology annotation, molecular function: protein binding; zinc ion binding. The transcript is spliced from 2 exons. Lineage: Eukaryota; Metazoa; Chordata; Actinopteri; Gadiformes; Gadidae. The record is from RefSeq and is a predicted model, not a curated record.
CGUGGAGUUGUACUUCUUCAGGAUGAGAAGCCUUAGGUUGAAGAGGAAUGACUUGAGGUGAGUGUUCAAAGGACCAGAGGGAUCUUUUGCAGUAAGGAGAACUGUUUCAGUCACUUGACCUCCACUCCGUCGGAGGACGAUGAUCCACACAUGAACCAAAACCUCCUGAAUCUGUAAGAACAGACUACCUCUGGAGUUUAUUAACAAAGAGUUCAGAACUAAGGAAGAGUCUUCCGGAGAGUCUUCCUGUCCGGUCCGUGUUGCACGAUUCAUUCACAGCAGCAGGGUUGCUUUGGAUAGAGACUUUAGACCUCCACUAAAAUGGCAUAGAAAAAAUCAAUCGGCUCAAGAGUUUACUGACCUGCAGCGUGUGCACUGAGAUCUUCACAGACCCGGUGUCUCUGGGCUGUCACCACAGCUUCUGUUCCAGCUGUCUCCAGGACUUCUGGGCCCAAGCUAAGAACAAGAACUGUCCCAUCUGUAAGAGGAAAACCUCAAAGGAUAUAGGCGUUGACUUUUCCAUGAAGGAGCUCACUGAGUCCUACGCUGGAAGACAGAGGUCUGACCCCUCUGAUGAGGCCCAGGUGGUCUGCACUGAGCACUUAAAGGAUAUCAAGUGGUUCUGUAAGGACGAGCAAAGAGCUGUGUGUCAUGUGUGUGAGUUCCCUCACCACCAGGGUCACACAGUGGUUCCUCUAGAAGAACAAGUCCAGGAGCUGAAGCAGCAGCUGAGACCUGACCUCACGGCUCUACAGGCCAGGAGGAGGAGACACCAGGAGCUGGAGGAGACGUAUGAGGCCAUGGUUCCUCACCUUAAGGGACAGUGGGUGAAGACCGAGAGGCGGAUCAAAGCAGAGUUUGAACAGCUUCACCAGUUCUUGAGAGAGGAAGAGGAGGCCAGAGUGGAGGCCCUGAGAGAGGAAGAGGAGCAGAAGAGGAAGACGAUCCUCCUGGAGAGGAAGACCCUUCAGGAGCAAAUCCGGUCUCUCUCAGAGGGUCCCUCGGCUGUAGAAGCAGACCUGCAGAAGGACGGCCUGUCGUUCCUCAGCGCUUCCACGCGCUCCCGGACCAGCGCCAGAGCCCUGCUCUCCGGUUCUGAUCCCCAGCUGCUUCCUGGAGCGCUGCUGGACGAGGCCAAACACCUGGGAAACCUGGCCCACAGAGUCUGGGAGAAGAUGGGGCAGAGGACCACCUUCAGCCCCGUUACUCUGGACCUAAACACUGCAGCAGACUGCCUCUCUCUGUCUGAUGAUCUGACCAGCGUGAGACGUAGCGAUGUAACCCAGAAGGUUCCUAACAACCCAGAGAGGUUCACUAGGUACGCUGAUGUUCUGGGUUCUGAGGGCUUCAGCUCAGGGGAACACUGCUGGGAGGUGGAGGUGGGAGACCAUCCUGACUGGGUAAUAGGUGUUGCUAAAGAGUCAGUGGAGAGGAGAGGAGAGUGUACUGCUGCACCAGAUAAUGGAAUCUGGUGUUUAUCUAAUGACAGUGGAAAGUACAAUCAGGGUACUGGUGAAACCAUGGCAUUGAAGAGGACUCCAGAGAGGAUCAGAGUCCAGCUGGACUAUGAUGGAGGGGAGGUGUCCUUCCACGACCCUGAAGACAUGACUCUCAUCUACACCUAUCAAGACACUUUCACUGAAAACAUCUUCCCUUGGUUUAGUAUUGGAGCAGCAGGUGAAGCCCGGACCAAAGAUGUUAGAGUGUAUGGUGACUCCUCACGCACUAAGCCAUGUAAAGUCAUGUAA